This is a messenger RNA of Lichtheimia ornata, 591 nucleotides long. RefSeq lists its product as uncharacterized. NCBI's taxonomy places the organism in Eukaryota, Fungi, Mucoromycota, Mucoromycetes, Mucorales, Lichtheimiaceae. The transcript is spliced from 2 exons. The record is from RefSeq and is a predicted model, not a curated record. The coding region runs from base 1 to 591 and encodes 196 amino acids.
AUGAAGAUCAUUUUGCUAUUCGGGAUCCUGGUGUUUUACCUGAUCAAUCAAGUACAAUGUGCGUCAAUCCAAUCGAUUUCCCGAGGCGAGAGAACCAAGCUGUGCGAGGCGACUCAGGCUGCUUGCAAGGAAGCAUGCAAAGGAAACAACAACAGCACGACGACGACAAGCAACAACAAUCAUCCGAGUAGUUGUGAUGCUGACAAGUUGGUGUGGAGCUGUGAAUGUGCACUUAAGGAUGAUAUGAAGAUUGGCAACCGUACAGCAGGAACGUUUCCUAUCCCAGAAGCCAUGUGUCGAUUGGAUCGUGCAUUAUGUGAAAAGAGCUGCACCAAUAUUGGCGAGCACAUGAACCAUGGCAAGAUUUGUCGUAUGCAAUGUAGUGGUUCUUAUCCAUGCGGCACCGAUCAAACUCCUUUCUACAACGGCACCGAGCAAUUAAAGUAUGAUCCACAGGAUAACUUUUACUCCCCAACAAGAAUGAAAGAACAACAACAAACAUCAUCUGCAACUCCUGUGGUCAUGGCCCAUUGGUACUCCUUGGCUGUCGUAUCGCUGCUGAUCAUCUUUAUUAUUACAUACGCAGGGUAG